GGGGAAAGCGAGUGAAUGACGGCAAACAGACAGGCUGACCCAGGGCUCAGGUGGCAGCUGUGCUACGACUUCUCUGCCAGGUCAUGGCUGAUGGCUACCGAAACGUUUCUGGUGAAUGAAGACCCGUCCAGAGGUCCUGGGAUGCCGGAAUGCUUUGUUGUGUCUGAUUCCUACCGGGAUGAGUUCCAUCCGUUUAUCGAGGCGCUGCUGCCACAUGUGCGUGCCUUCUCCUACACCUGGUUCAACCUGCAGGCGCGCAAGCGCAAGUACUUCAAGAAGCACGAGAAGCGCAUGUCGAAGGAUGAGGAGAGGGCAGUGAAGGAUGAGCUGCUGGGCGAGAAACCCGAAAUCAAGCAGAAGUGGGCGUCGCGUCUGCUGGCCAAGCUGCGCAAGGACAUCCGGCCCGAGUUCCGUGAGGACUUUGUGCUCACCGUAACGGGCAAGAAGCCUCCAUGCUGCGUGCUCUCCAACCCCGACCAGAAGGGCAAAAUCCGCCGCAUCGACUGCCUCCGUCAGGCCGAUAAGGUGUGGAGGCUCGACCUGGUCAUGGUCAUCCUGUUUAAAGGCAGCCCGCUGGAGAGCACGGACGGCGAGAGGCUCGUCAAAUCGCCCCAGUGCACCAACCAUGGCCUGUGUGUCCAACCACAUCACAUCGGAGUCUCCGUUAAAGAGCUCGACCUCUACCUGGCCUACUUCGUCCACUCGCCAGGUAAGGAAACACUAUCUGUCUGUCUGUCUGUCUGUCUGUCUUCAUGUGUAUUUUUAUUAGCAUUAGCAGAUAGUUAUGUGAAAAGUGAUGUGCUGUUGCCUGUCUGUCUAAAGUAAAUGCAUGUUAUAAAGGAAAUACUGUAUAAUUCUAACAAUGAAGAAACUGUAACAGGGACCAGCAGAACAAAACUGUACCAUAACGAAAAGAAUUACAUUCGAAAGGCACUUCCAAGGCCAAGAGGUCAAACAUUAUGCAAGGAAUCAAACACUUCGGAUGUGCUGAUAAAGAAAAUAAUCAACAACAGGAUGGUGUAAUGCAGCUAUUACCACCCCAUGUGGAUUAUUUCCUAAUAACAGCACAUUCUGAAGUAUAUUACUCUUAUUCCAUCCUCUUAUUUUGUAGUUAUUAAGUUUAAUUUAGUAAUGAACAGCACAAUGUGCCUUUUAACGGGUUAUAGUUACAUUUACUGUUGUGGAACAUUCACGAAACAAGUUAGUUCCUGUUAUCACUUAUGUUAUAGCUGCUAGUAAGAGUAAUUUCCUCACCAGCCUCUCCUUUUUCUCCCUGUUGAAGUUAAUAGGACAAAAAACAUAGCUUGGCACAUUACCAAGGAACUGGAAAGCCUGGAGACUCUCCCAUGGUGGAAAACAUACUGACCAUUACAACGUCUUAUAGAAAGCUUCACCAUUAACAAUACAUUUUAUUAUGUUUUUUUAUCCAUUUAUUAUUAGCCUUAGAUUGCGUAUAUUGUAGUACGAGUCCCUUUGAAUGAGCUGUUACCGUAGAAACAAUAAGGCCUUAGAAGGAGGGCAUUAAUAUAAACCUGUGAUUUGAAUUAAAUUGAAUUACAGAAUUUUAAACAUUUAAUCAACACCUUCUGACCAAUCAGAAUUGGGAACUCAACAGCGCUGUGGUAUAAGGAAGGUUAACGGAAGCAGGUAGGUAACAUUCACACAAGGGUGAAGCAGAUGCCUUUUUUGCCCUUAGCUUGCAGCAUGCACCAAACAAACCACAGAUCUACACCUUUUGAUUUCUCUGGUUUUGUAUUAGCUGCAAUCUGAUACCCCCUUGAAUAAAUGUGUGGAUAAAUGUGUGACACUCCUGAAUGAGAUGAGCGAUAGAUAAUAUAUUGCAGCUGCAUAACGAAAUAGCAAACUAAUCACGAGUUCUACGGUGCCCAUGUGUUCUACGCGAAUCUAAAGGCCACUCGGGAACUAGAUUUUAUCCGGUUGACUGUGCACCAGUUAUUAGUAUGUGAAUGAAGAAGACAAUUACUGGGGCCUGGAUUCCUGUAAAAUAACAUCACUGUUGUGGACCGGAUGAGCCGGACUAUUAGGUGAGAUUUUCCAGUGUUUUCCAAGAUUUUCCUUUUGUCUUUUGUAAUAUUACAAAUUAUACAAAAUUACAAAUUUUGUAAUGCUACAAUAUUACACUGUGCAGGAAUUUGAGUGACAAUAAAAGUGAGUCUGUUCUAAAUUUGGGGAAAUCUUUAACUCAGAAUCUUUAUUCUGAUGGUUUUUCAGUAUGCUAUUAAUUGUGUAAUUGUGAUUUCACAGCACUGUUGAAUUCUCAAAUCUGAUUGGUCAUUCAUUUUCUAAAACAGCAGCUCUGACAUCCAAAUUCAAAUCACAGGUUUAUAUUAACACACUCAUUCUAAUACGCUAUUGCUUCUGUAGUAACAGCUCAUUCACAGGAACUUGUACAGCAGAUGCUUCACAUAAUCUAAGGCUAAUAACAAACUGAUUAAAAACAUAUUGUUAUGUGACAAAGAAAACCUUAUUAUCAUUGAUAUGGUGAAGUUUUCAGGAAGGAGUUGUUUAUUUAACAUUUAUGGAGUCUCGGGUGUCAGCGCUUUGUAACAGUCAGCAAGUUUUCCGCUAUGUGAAAAUGUCUUCAAGACAUCGUGCAUUAAUAAAUUAAAAUUUGUAACAGUUGGGAAAUUUCUGUGGUAUAAGAGGAAUAAAGCACUUCAGGACAUGCUGUUAUUGGAAAACAACCACACCACCCCAGCAUUGACUAUUUUCAUAUAACAACACACACUAGUGUGUUGUAUUUUUUACCUAAUAGACCCAAAAGAGUGGAGGGUUGAAAUUUCAUAUAUAUCUAGUAAAUACUCAAGUUGGUAUUCACAACCAACUGAGACAUUUAUUACACAUUCAAUCUAGAAGCACACUACAAUAUAUGUAUAAGGUAAUUCAUUUUUACCAUCUAUGUUAAUUUGAAAUGCUUUCCCUUAGAUAAAGAAUUAGCAUAGUUUACCAAAGUGAAAAGAAACAGAUUUUCUGUAUAUUAACUAAAGGCAGACCACAUUUAAGCAGCAUUUGUAAGUCUAUCUCUUAACCUCCUCUAUCAGUGCAUCUGCUGCUCUUUGUCCUGCACUCUUCAUCUCCCUCCUCUUCCUCUUUGAAAGCUUAACUAAGGUUGUUUUUUCUAAACUUUAUUCCAGAUGGUUUCUGUUAGGACUCAAUGCUUGGCAGCUACAUUUUUUUCUUUAGGUAUAAUUUUAUACAGAAAAGAUUGCAGUGACUUCAAGGAAUUAAAUAGGACACGGGGGCGGGAGAGGAGGAAAUUACAAUAGUGAUGGAGUAGAAGGGGGUGAAAAAUGUAUAUAUUAAAAGCAAUUACUCCGUCACUGUGGAGCAGUGUUAAACGUUUUCAGGCCCCUUUUGGGUUGGUUUCCUGCUUCUUUUUUUAAUAAAUAAGGACAUAUAAUGUAAUAUUGAUUUAAAUCCCAUCUGCGAGGGUGACUUCAUCCACCCCCACUCCCUCUGGUCUUUCGCUUUCUUGGAAAGGAACCACGGGCUCCGGCUGCCAGAAAUAAUUGCUUGUUUGCUGGUAUUUGGUUAAAAUCUGUCAGAGAGAGAGCGAGAAAGAGAAAGAAGGAAUGAAAGAGAGAGAGAGAGAGUUAAAGAGGGAAAGGGGGCAUAUGCACAGCCUAAUUGCAGAGACCUUACAUAUUGAGAUCAUCAACCCUUAUCUCUCUAGCAGGUAACCUUAAAUUGUGCUCUGUGUUUCGGCUCCACAUUUAAUGUCAGUAGAGAUGUGAAUUGAAACACUCUGACGUGUCUUAUUAAUCACGUGUGUGGGUUUGAAAAUCUGAAAGAUUCGUUUUAAGACUCAGUUUGUGGUUUGAUUUUGCACUUAUGUUGGUUCAUGUUUUUUAAAUGAUGUCAGGACUGUACCACUAUAUGUGUGUGUGUGUGUGUGUGUGUGUGAGAGAGAGAGAGAGAGAGAGAGAGAGAGUGUCCAUACAUGCACAUGCGCAUGUGUGCUGUUUCUAGGCUAGGGUAUUCUCUGACUGCAGGGUAGAGGUUGGCCUGAGGCCUGCUCUCUGUGCCAGGCUAGUGCUCACAGUGUCUCCCUCCUCCCAUUGCCCGAGAGUCAUAAACAAUAAAACCUCUGUUACUUUUUAACCCACUGCCGCCCUCCCUCUGCUCCCUCCACGGCUCGUCUGUCUUUUUCAUACGCUCUCAUCCCUCUCCUCCUUUUUUUCCCUCUUAUUUGAUCCAUUUUGGUUCCACACAGUUGUCCUAGUUGUAAACGCAUGUGCGCAAGUUUACAUUCGCCAGCAUGCACACAGCACACAGAACGAGGUAUUGUUCAUUGCGCUGUUCAAAUAUUCAAACCUCUGUCUAUUUACAUGUUCUCUUUUCGUGCCGUGUAUCAGAUGUAGUAAUGAUUUUAUUAAAGACCAGAGCCGAUAUAUUCAGACGGGACCCAGCAUUGACCUCUGAGAAUGCCAGUUUGUUGUGUCGUUUAUAAUUCUCUGGCUGACAUUUAUUCUUCUAAAACACAUCUACUCACACACAUGCAUACGCCCUCGUAGACGAUAGGCCUGAACUGUAAACAGAUGUUCGCCUCAAUCAUUCCCUAAUGAGAUUGGACACUCAUUCCCCCAUCUGUACAGCAGUGUUACACGAAGAGUACACAGAAAUGGUGAUCAGCUAAUGAGGAUGAAGAUUUUAGCUCUCAGAGAUCCUCCUGAGUGAAUGCCAAGCUGAUGGCAGGACAUUCUCCUAUCAGUGAGAUAAAGUGAUAGUUUUAAAGUGAUAGUUGGGGAAAGUUCUUUCAUGCACUCCCCGGGCAGGGGGUGCUUAUCUCUCUUCCUUGGCACGUAGGGACCCCUGGUGUUCUGGCAGAGAAAUUCAUUCUCCUUCUCUCUUUUUUUAGAGAAGCCAGAGCAGUAGUUGCCAGCCACCAAAUGCUUGCUGAAGAUUUGGGCAAGUUCUUUGCUAUUUGCAUGUUACUAGGUAGUGUGUGAGGGCAUGCACUCACUCCUCCACAUACAAAGGAACAGACUAACGCUCAUCAGUUUGGCGAGCUUUUUCAGGGGGGAAUUUGACUUCAUGCUGUGCGCUCUGCUGCUGAGCUGUAUUUACGCAGAAUGGUAGCAUAUGUGUAGCUGCUCCACCUUAUUGAAUCAAGACCACAGUGGAGAGUUUCCACAGAAUCACUCAUACACAGUUGAAGGCCAAGGGAAGCCCAGUGCAGACAGAGAGAAUGAGGAGGGCAGGAUUGUUUAGUGUGUUCUCCAAAGCGUGACUUUGGUUAAGUCAUUAAGACCCGUGGCCUGAAUGAAAAGCAGAUAUCUGGAUGAUUAGCGUGGCUAGUGAAAGAGAGAGGAAGCAUGUGCUUGUAAGAGCAAGAGAAUGUCGGGGUGGAGAUAAUGUGCAGGUUCCAAAACAACUCCAGGCAAAGAGCUCCCAGAUUGUGGAAAAAAAGGUAGUGAGUAACUUCUUCAUCCACGUUCCUGUGUCUCACUUCCCAAACACAAACACACAAAGCUCAAUUAUCCUUUCAAGGUAAGUCAAGUGUGAAACACCCCUCCUAAGACCAAAAACAGAUUGUACUCUUUGGCUAACGGCAUUACAGAACAUCCCGAAUUAAACCUUUAUAAUGUCUAGGAUUUCUAAUUCUAACAAUGCAUACUUGUAAAACUCAACGUUUUUGCUCUUCAGACUGCCUGUGGAUACACGCUGACCUCAAUAACCAUAAACAGGAUACUGUCAUCUGAAUUUUUUAUAGCUGAUAACCCUAAAAUCCUGAACACGUCCUUCGUGAUUCUGUCUUAAAUUUAAUAAGCAUUAGCAUUUUGGUUCUCUAUUUCCUUUAUUUAGCAUGUUAGGAGAUAGGGGGGAGGCAUGUUCCUGUGUAUGCGUCAGGUUUAAAGCUUCUCACUCAAAUAGGAAUGAAUAAACAGCAUUUGGCAUAGGCUUUGAUAACACACACGUGGGAGUGGAACAGGUUGAGCUGCCAUAGGGAAGACCAAAUGGAAUAAGGGAGUAUUUUUAUACAUGUGAACACAGGAUAUGACAUUAACUAUCUUGUGAAGACAAGUCACGAUCUUACACUGCCGUGCCCUCAAAGGUUUUUCUUGCUUGUGUAUGAACUCUCUUUGUAAGGAAUGUUGAUAUGAAAGGAAGACCAGGCAUUUGCCCUAUUUCCAGGAGUCCAGGGGACUCUCUUGGUGGGAGGGAGGGCAAUACUCAAUCCUCUGUCAAUCAGUGCAACACUCUGGCAACCAUGGGGCUUUGUGAACUCAUGUAUUCGGAAGAGGGUGAAGUAGCAUGAGCAUGAGCAGCAGGUUGAAAAGGUAUGGUGGCUGGCUUCACAUGUCUUGAAAGAAGCAUUUGCUAGCCUUCCCUCUUGGUGGCUGUCAUGUGAUUGGGAAGAACCAACUAGUGGGUGGGAACUGGUAAAUGACCAAAUCAGGAGAAAAUGGGGUAAAAUUCCAAAAAAAAAAAGAGAGAAAAGGAAUCAGACAAUUUAUAUGGUAUGGUAUAUGGUAAAUAGAUAGGUAUGAUGAAUGAGAUUGGAGUUCCUCAAGGCUCCAUCUUUAGACCCCUUUAAUUUUCUUUCAUUAUUUUGCUCUUGUGUUCUGAAAUAUUUUAGUUUCCUAUUUAGAAGAAUUUUGUCUAUAGAUUAAGUAUGAUUCCAGUGUUUUGAGAGCAGCACUGAGAGAAGCAGUAAGACAGAUCGCAGAUCUUAAACAGAUGGUGUUUGAGAACUAUCUUACAGCCCUCUGUCUUUGUAGUCUAGAACAGAGGGAGGUACAGUGGGGUCCUUUUGAAGUGCUUAAGAUCUAAAAGAGCCUCAUAAGAUGGACUCUGUAGUUAUUUCACAAUGAAUCCUAAUGGACGCAAUUAUAAACUGGUUGGCAGCGAAUUAAAAGUACAGAACGAGCGGGUGCUUGAUUGAAAUUCCAUAGGCUUUAUAACAGGAAUUUGAAAUUCUUUGCUUUUAACUGCCUGCUUUAACUGUUAUUACUAUUGAACAGGAUUAUUGAGUUUUCAUUUACUUUGCUUCUUCGUUUUCAUCUGAGUGUUAACACACACAGCACACAGGCUCUUUCUUUCUCAUUUUUUCCUUCUCUGCUUUACUUUUCUCUCCUCCGUUGUGCACUUGUGUGGCCUUACAUUGGGAUGUGGAGGGGAGCAGGAAAUGUAUGAACCAUGAAGGCAUGUGUUUAUGCUGGCUGUAGUUGAUCUUCGCCAGCCAGUGGGAAAACAGACACCACAGGACUGUUCCCCCUUCCUGUUCUCUCUACUUCUUUCUAUGUGUCUGUCUUGCUAUCUUGCACUCACAACGAUUUGCUGUUAUAUUAAAAAAAAUCUUACUGAUUAUUUACGUAAUUCAUGUUUGGAUUACCUCAACUCUUUACUAUCUAUCUUAAGUGGCCUCUUAUUGUUCUCUCACAAAGUCUUUUUAAUCACUUAAUUGUAAUAUGCAUGCAAGAAUGGGUUAUAAAUUUGCAGUAACAUGUUAAUAGCAAACCAGUAGUCUUAAAGACAAUACUGCAAACCCCGACUUCUAGUAUCAUCUCACUGAGUCACUUUGCUUGCAGUUUAUGUCACAAAAUAAAUCACUACAUCAUGCCUGACUGUUCAAGUGCUCCUCAUUUCGCCCAUUUGUUUGUUGUUGUCAGCCAGAUUAAUUGUUCCCACACACACUGCAUAAGGCAGCAUGGCUAUUGGACAUGGUGGGCUCUGGGAAGCUGGACUGGGUCAGGAAGUGUGAGAAAGGCGCGUGUGUGAGGUCGUUGGGUGUUUGUUCAUGGAUGGAUGUGUGCGUACAUGUGUGUGUGUGUGUGUGUGUGUGUGUGGUUGGAGUGUGUGACUGCAAGCACAGAAGCCAGCUGGAUGAGAAGAGUCAGCAAUGUGCGGUUUUGGCCUAUGAACAUUUCACAGCGAGGAGAUCCAUCUUCUUCCUGUAGCCCAAGGGAAAGCAGGGGAAAGGAGCAAGGAUGGGAAAAGACAAGGAAUGAAGGUUAAUUUAUCUUCAGUGUGAGUGCAAAAUUUGCGUAACUAACUGAGCAUAGUAGCAAAUACUCCUAUCUGCAGUGAAGACGAUUGUGGCAAAGUGGGGUGCAAAAAGCUUCAUGAGGAGAUUUGGGGGUAUUUAUUGCAGUUAGAAAGAAAUCCCAAGCACAAAGUGCUGUAUUAAUAUUACGAUUUCUUUACAUUUUUUAAAUAGAAACUAGUCAUAUACUAAAUUGACAAUUUAACAAACAAGUGCCUCAUAAAAUUCUAAAUCAGGGGUGUCCAGUCUUAUCCACAAAGGGCCAGUGUGGUGCACAUUUUCAUUCCAAUCGCCACACCUGACUCCACCUGUUUACUCAGUUGACCUUGGCUUGCAGUAGACUUAGGUGUGGCUUCUUCUUGGUUGGAGUGAAAACCUGCACCCACACCGGCCCUUUCCAGAUAAGAUUGGACACCCCUGUUCUAAAUCAAUCAUUCAGAUCUUUUUCCACCUUUAAUGUGAUAUAGCACAUAAUAUUAAAACUUACAAUAAUCUGGAUGCACAAAUGUGCACACCCCUUUGCUUUUUUAAAACACCUUUUGCUUGUAAUACAGCACUCAAUCUUUUUUGGGCAAGUCUCUACCAACUUAGUACACCUUGAAAUGGUAUUGCACUCUUCCUUGCAAAAAUGCUCCAGGUCUGUCAAAUUGUGAGGGUCUCCCAUGCACAGCUUUCUUCAAGUCACUCCACAGGUUUUCGAUAGGAUUUGGAUCCGGGCUCUGUUUUGGCUCCGUUUCAACAUUUUUCAACGAUCUUCCUCUUCUGAAGCCAUUCCUUUGUUGCGCUUUGGGUCAUUAUCUUGUUGCAAGGUGAAUUUUUUCUUCGUCUUCAUCUGUCUAACAGAGACCUGCAGAUUUAUGUGCCAAAAUAGAUUGGUAUUUGGAGCUAUCAAUGAUUCCCUCUAUCUUGAUUGGAACCCCUUUAUUUGGGGUUAAUCAGAAUCACUUUAUUGAUGACAGGCGUGUGAUAAAUACUGAACAUAAGUUUGAAUAUCAUUGGUUAUUUCUGAUCAAAGUCACUUGCCCUGUUCUUUUUUUCAGACAGUAUCUAGGAUACCACUUUUUUAGCACCUACAAUAGAUAUAAAAAGUCUACACACCCCUGUUAAAAUGGCAGGUUUUUGUGAUGGAAAAAAUGAAACCAAGAUAAAUCAGGUCAAAACUUUUUCCACUCUCAAUGUGAAAUUACUAACAUUUUAGGGAAACAUAGGAAAAAUGUAAAAAGUUGCAGUAACCUGGUUGCAUAAGUGUGUACACCCUUUUAUAAUUGGGGAUGUGGCUAUGUUCAGAAUGAAUCAAUCACAUUCAAUCUCAUGUUCAAUAGUAAUAAUCAUACAGCUGUCAUCAAUGAAAUUAUUCUGAUUAACCCCAAAUAAAGACCAGCUAUUUCUGUAGAAUUUUGUUAACAUCUUCUUGGUUUCCUCAACUGCUGAAGCCAUGGUCCGCAAAGAGUUGACAAAGCAUGCAUGGUAUCUCACUUGUUGAAAGGUAUCGAUCAGGAGAGGGGUAUAAAAGAAUUUCCUAAACAUUAGAUGUACCACAGAACACCGUAAAGGCCAUCAUCAACAAGUAGAGAAAAUGGAGCACCACAGUGACAUCACGAAGAACAGGAUGUCCCUCCAAAAUUUAUAAAAGGGCAAAACAAAAACUUACCAGGGAGGCAGCCAAGAGACCUACGGCAACAUUAAAGGAGCUGCAGGAACAUCUGACAAGUACUGAUUACUCUCUGCAUGUGACAACAAUCUCUUGUAUUCCUCACAUGUCUGGGCUAUGGGGUAGGGUGGCUAGACGGAAGCCCUUUCUCACAAAAAACAUCCAAGCUCAACUAAAUCAACCCAAACCAUGUGGCAAAAUGUGUCGUCUGAUGAGACCAAUUCCAAAAGGUAUAAUAAUUCAAUAAAUCCCAAAGCUAUGUUUGGUGCAAAAAAAAGAGCAUCACCAAAAGAAAGCCAUACCCACAGUGCAGCAUGGUGGUGGCAUGAUCAUGCUUUAGAACUACUUUUCUUCAGCCAGAACUGGGGCUUUUAUCAAGGUAGAGAGAAUCAUGAAUAGCUACAAAUGCCAGUCGAUUUUAGUGCAAAACAUUCAGGUGCCCGCUAGUAAACUGAAGAUGAAAAGGAAUUUCCCCUUUCAGCACAACAAUGACCCAAAGCAUACAUCCAAACCAACAAGGGAAUGGUUUAAUCAAAAGAAGAUCAGUGCUGUUGAAUGGCCUAGCCAGAGCUCAGACCUGAAUCCAACUAAAAAUCUGUGGGGUGAACUGAAGCAGGCUGUGCACAGGAGAUGUCCUCACAAUCUGAUGGAUCUAGAAUGUUUUUGCAAGAAAGAGUGGGAAAAUUUUGCCAAGUUAAGAUGUGCCAUGCUGAUAGACUCUUAGCCAAAAAGUUUAUAAAAGAGUGAUGUAAUAAAAUCAAAAGGUGCUUCAACAAAGUAUUAGUUUAGGGGUGUGCAUACUUAUGCAACUGGGUUACUGUAAGUUUUUUCUUUUUCUUUUUUCUCUAAAAAAUGUUCUGCUUGUUUUUCACUUUAUUUGUAUACUUUGCAAUUUCACAUUAAAGGUGGGAAAAGUUCUGAGAUGAUUUAUCUUCAUUUCAUUUUUUAACUUCACAAAAACCUGUCGUUUUAACAGGGGUGUGUAGACUUUUACCUUUGUACCUUGCAAUGAUUGCAUUUCGUAUUGGUUCUUGGUUUUUUUCAUUUGUAUACUUUUUAACCAAACCGCUGUAGCUUUGAUGUACUAUACUAGUUAUACCAUGUUUAUUUAAAUACUGACGGACAAAGGAUGUCAGGGUUUGGUAAAUCGGUAUUGUUUUGUAUUGUCAUACUGUAUAUUUUAUUGAUUUGUUGUAAGGCUAUUUAAGCAAUUUAUUAAAUACUACCAGAUCAAAAAUAUUGGUUUAUUUUCUCCCAUAUGAAAUAAGCUAAUUGAUAUUUAGUAUUAUGGGCUAUUUUUAAAUGUUUAAAUGUUUGGGGAAUUUGCAGUGGUGGUAUAGCAGGUCAAAGACUAUAUCGCUAUGUUAAGUUGGCAUAAUAUCAAUAUGAGUGUGAUAUACCGUAUCUACACAGCCCAAGCAUUGUAAGCCUCACAAGUAACACAUGGCAUUCCCCCAAACAUUCAAACACACGUUGCUUUUGUAGUUAAUAUACAAAACACAAUAAAAACCUUAACAAAAACAUGUAGCUAAAAAUCUACUAUACCAUCCAUGAUAAGCAAAGUGCCAUGAGUGAGACUGGUAUUAAAGCAUUAUGUAAAGCAUAACUUAUGUAUCAGAGAAAAUAAGCUGUAAAAUUAUAGGUAUUAUGGAUGCUCUAGUGAUCUUCCUCCAGGAUUAUGUUGUGGAAAGUGUUAAUUUGAAAGACCUCAGUGAAUCAAUGAAAUGAAGAAGUUGUGUUUUUAAGAAUCCUCGCCCAGGCUAUGGUUUGGAAACAUAACCACACUUCUACACUAAGAAUCAGCCCUCAGCUUUUUUUCCCCUUGACUUCCAUUUCAGCCUGAGUUGGACUUGGCCUUGACUGUUAUUGGCAUUACCACCUCUGUAGUUGGCGUUCAUACACAUUCUUUAAUUGAGCUUUUAAAGUGCCCCUAACUGUGUUUGUGGUGAGAAUUUGAAACCUGUAAACUUUGAGCGGGAUAAUUAUUGUUUAAUUUCCCAUAUUUCAGUCCAGAGAUGGCACUGAGCCUACAUUUCAGGCAAGGACCUUCAGUCAAGCUGUAAGCAAAGGACAAUUUUACACAUUACCAUUAACCUUCUGGCUCGAUCCUCAGGGCCAGUUAACCUUUAGCUUUUAUGUGGUUUGCGAUUCGCACUCUAUAUGGCGCCAGGAAGAGUAGAUUUUCAGAAAGAUUCUCUUAUCUAAUGGCAAGUGUGAGGAAAAGUGUGGAAACAGCCUCUUUCCGUAUAUAGUUUCAUAUAAGUCCAAUUAACGACCAUAGUGCAGAAAACCUUUUCAUACUUUCCUUCUCACUUCUCUGUUUUUUCAACACUUCUUUUUCUUACCUCUUUUCCUACCUCGGUUUUGCUCUUGUACUGUCUUUCCUCUCUUGCAUUUCACUCACUCACCCGCCCUCGUUCCCUCUCCACGCUUUUUUUCUUUCAUUCAUCUUACUAUUCCAGUGGGGUGACUAUUGGUGAGGUAUUUCCUGCUGUAAGUUUUCCUGCUCUGCCCUGGGAGCUGUGAAGCAGGCGCCCUGCCUGACAGAAAUGGGCCAGCAGAGAGGGAAACUCAACCUCCAUCCUGAACCUGUACUUACCAAACCUCUUAAAGCAUUCAAGCUGAUACUGACGGUUUCUUUUAAUAUCUUUUAAGCUUCAAGCCACUGCUAUGCCUGUGCUUCUCCAAUAAAAUAAAUGGAGACAGAUACAGAUGGGGGAAUUUCCUUUCCAUACUAUCUCCAUUCUCCUCGCUGUAUGUUUUCUGAAGGAGGUGUGUACAAUAAAGUAGCUGAUAGCGAAUUACCAUGUCAUCCUUGAAAGCAGAAAUGAGUUCUUUCUGAGUGGGAAUGAUGCCAGUGGAGAUUAGAUAUUUAAGGAGUAUGGGCAUUCAUAUGGAGUCUAAGCAUUGCCUUGUCAAUGUGCAGCAUAAAGCACUGUAAAAAUGUUAAAUACUAGCAGUUAAAUACUAGCAGCAUUGUUGCCAGUAAAAAGAGUAUAAUUAAAAUAACAGAGUAUGAGUAUUAUACAGUAUACUACUUUAAAUAAACAGGAUUUUACUGAAAACUGAUGUCAAAAACUGUAAUUUGUGAAAAAAAAAACCUGUAAAAAUCCAUUUUACAUUUUGUUUUACUUUAAUUAAGGACAGGAUUUUAGCUCAAAAAUUAUUUUUCAACCUGACAUUUUCAACCUGAAGCUGGCUACUGGGGCCUUAUUUAUAAAACAUUAGUACGAUCAGAUUUGCUAUUACAUUCUAUGUAGAUAUUCUUGUGUUAAAAGUGACACAAAUCAGGAUGAAUAAAAGCUGAAACUGACAAUGUUUUAAUACAUACACAAAUUAAGUAUAUGUAUGAAGUUUUUUCACUGGCACUCAUGGUGAUAGAUAAAUAGAUAGGUAGGUAGCUCCACUUUUUUCCUUAAAAAGUCUUUGCAGCGUUGAAGCUGCUAUAACAUUUGGGUGUCAGACCUAAUUUAUCCUUGUGGACCUAUCUUACACAUAUUCUUGCAUGGAAUCUUUAUCUCCUCCAUUAAUCUUUAUCUCUCUGAAGAGCGUUGUUGACCUGUGGUCUUCUCCUGAUUAAUGCUCCAGGUGUCUCAGUAUCUCUUGAUUUUUCCACCCAGUUGCUUUCCACAUCUGCUGGUGCUGUUCUAACAGAACAGAGGUGGUGGGUGACACAGUUGAGAAAGUUGCAGUCACACUUGGCAAGAGAGGAACUCAGCCAGUUGGUCUUCAGCUGUAACAUCAGCACAUUUAGUGUCCCUUAAGAUGUUUUCUUUCUUCUCUGCCCACUUUCCCCCAAUUAAUUGUAAUUAGGAGAAAAGUUAAGGGUUUCCAGCAAACUAGAUCCUCUGGCAUUCCAGCAAUACCACUCUCAGAAGAAUAAGACUAAAAAGCCUAGAAGGCAUCUGGCUCAGACUAGAGGUGUGCGUCAUGACCAGGAUCCCACAGGAUGCAACAAAAGCGUAAUGCAAGUGGAAGGUCUUUACUUUCAUAUGGGUGCAAGCGAAUACUCAUGGGACAAACAAAGACCAUACACAUAAACAUGAAUGUGUGGUGCUGCAUCAUGCAUUUACAGUGUCCGUUCAAUCAUCUGUAGUAACUGUCUAUAUAUAAAUAUAUAUAUAUAUAUAUAGGCCACAUCUACUUUGGGUUACAGAAUACAGAUAUUUGGAGCACUAGACAGAUAAAGAUAAAGAUAAUAGCAUUGCGUUAAAAGACUGCUAUGAAUCAGUUGUUGUAUUGUAUUUGUUCUUUUCUUUCUUUCUUUCUUAAUUUCUUCCUUCCUUCCUUCAAUCCUUCUUACUGUUUUUCUGGUCACUAAUCUCGGUAUGGCUGGAACUCAUCCUGUGUUUACACGAGAUUGGAAGCAGCGAGAUGCAGUUUUUUCCUUGCUUUUUCCCCCUCCUUCUGCUUCAGGCCGACAGUUUGAAGAGUUGCUGUGGCCAGUUGCCCACAUCUGCAGUUUGGAGCGGUGGAAUUUGAAACGGAGGUAAAAUAUACAGGAGGGUUUGUUUUCACCCCAAGUUCCCCCACAAAGCAGAACAAGAGUAAUAGAAAGCUGGAGAGAAAAAAAGAAGAAAUGAGUGCUCAGGCAGUCCUCUGCUGGAUCUUCUUUCCAUUUUGAUGUGAACUGUAAUCUGCUGUAAGUGAAAUCACAUGGUGAAUUAUCCCAUAGAGGAAGGCAGAGAGACCGGUAAAGGGGGCUGUAAUGAUGAUGAUGAAGGUCUCUGGUUCCACUAAUGAAUCUGCUGAUUGGAUUUGCUCUUCAUCCCCUUCAUCCUUCAUGCUCUUCUUGCUCUUCUUGCUCUUCAUCAGCCACUAUGGUGGAUUUUUUGCCUUCAUGCAAAACCAUCUCGUCUUGUCUCAUUCCUAGUAAGAACAAUAAAAUUACUCUGUUCCAGCAGUGAGUGUCAGAUGACCUCUCAACACAUACACAUGCGUAGAAGUAUAAUUUAUAAAAUGCAUACUAGUAUAUAAGAUGUUUGACCUGAGCACUUGUUGGGUUUGAACCAGUGGAGAUGAUUUAUGAUGGAUGAGGGCCAGAAGUUUAAAAACAGUGAGAUAAAAUUGAAAAUUAAAUAUCUGAUCCCCCCCACUAUCUCCCUGUAAAAUUAUAUUUAUGUUAUUUUCUUUUUAGAGAAAAAAAAAGUGGGUCCCAGGCUAAGCUAGUUGACUUAUUACCUGUUAAAGGCUUCACGUAGCUCUGGUUUGAGCUUGAUGUGCGGCCAAUGAGGAGGCAGGACAUAAUGUGCCUCAUGGUGCGAGUGUUAAUAGUGUUAAAGGCCUGAUUUAAUUAGAGUGCAGCGCACCAUGCUGGACUUUUUGGCUUUUCACAUAAUACCAUUUUUGCCAGGAUUGUAUUGUUAUUCUGUGCUACCAAAGGAUAAUCAAUGAUUGUAUUGGAGAUUGUUGGAUUAUGUGCAGUGAACCUGCCUCAACCUCUUUGAAAAGUGCUAACUUCAACUUCUGAACCUUGUUUGAAAACUUGGAUGUUGGGUUACAGUGUUCAAGACAAACACCAAAGCAUGAACACCUUAAUUUACUAUCUUACAGCUUGUUACUCCCAAAAUAAUCAUGAUAUUUGAUGUACUACUUUUGCUUUUGCUCUUGCCCUCAUCUCUGUGCACUCCACUCUUUCACUCUUUCACAUUCCAGGAAAGGACACAUACCUCAAAAGAUUUCUCUCUAUAUCUCUCGCUCUUUCUAUCUUUUUUCUCUCUAUCCGUCUCUUCUUGAAGCGGCAUGUAACCUAUUUUGUCUACACAAACAAACAGGCCAUUAGCAGAACAGGAAAUUCUCCACAGGAUCUAUUGUAUUAGUGGCUCAUUCUUUUCUUCCUUUCACAUCUCUCCCUUAUCGUUCUCUCUGCUCUAGCUCUCUGUCCUCCCCUUUCUUGCAUGUCAAAAAUCACCUCCCUCUCACAUCUCUUUCUGGAAUUUUUCCCCUACUUGCAAUUACAGUAAUAUGUAACAUCAGGCAUAGUGAAUUAGGGCUUUACCUUACAUAACCCAGAAGAUUUAAGCAGAAAUGAGCCUCAGAGCUUAUACAGGUGGUACUGAGAACCAAACCGUAACCGAAAUGAACCUAACAUAACAUAAAAUAACAUAAAAUAACAUAACAUAGCCACAUGCCCAGGGUGUUACCAUGUCCAUCACAGCCCAGACCAGGAUAAACUGAAGAUGAAUGAAUGAAUGAAUGAAUGCCCAAACAAACAGAUGGUUAGCAGAGGUUUUGGGAGAUAUUAUACAGCAGCAUGCAUUAUAGUGGGUCAAACUACAGGUCUUGUUCUGCUGGUUAUGCCAUUUAUUGCAGGUAUUUUAUAAAGAUGUGUGGAUAGACUGUGUUUUCUCGGUGCCUCUUCUAAAAUUGUAGCUGAAUUCAUGGUGCUGUCAAAACAAUUUUCACAGCAUAAAACAUGUGUUGCAAUAUUAUGCAAUAUAAGUCCCAAAUGCAGUAGUGCAUCUGCAAGUUUCAGUCUAAGUUUAAAUAUUAUAUGACUUUGUCAGUGUGUUGGGUAAAAGUUUUAGAUUUUGGAGUUAAUAGGCUGGAUAGGUUACCCUGUGCCAUGCAGUAAUGUAGUUGAAAAUUAAGACAGUGUGUGCUCUGCUUAUGUCAGUGUUGGCAUGAAGCUCUUGGCCACCAGGUGGCUUUUUUUUAUUCAUUAGAUUUAGUUUCCUGAGAUUUAAUGCAAGUCAGUUUGGAUGAAACCAGCCAUGUUCCCUCGUCAAUCCCAAAAUGGGCCAACAUGAUCAGCUUUUAAAUAUCAUCUAAUGAAUGCUGCCACUGGCCAAGAUUAAAGAGAUUAAAGAGCUGGGAAGGAGGCAAACAUGCAGAGGAGAGUGAUUGAAGCGUUGCUGUACAGAGUCAAUCAAUGGAAUAAGGGAACUACAACUACAGCUAGAACUACAAGCAGUUUUGUGACUUGACAUGGUAGACUUAUCACCUUUGUGAUCAAGUCCUUAUUAUUAUCCUUAUUAUUAAUUUCUUGGGAUGCAAAAGUCGUGUGACCAGGAAGUAAGGAAAUUAACCCUACCCCUAGGUUUUAUUUAAAGAAGAUGGCAUGGCAUCUCAGUGGUGAAAACUUUGAACUACUAAUUGGAAGGUUCAAAUCUGUUCAAAUCUACCACUGUUGAGUCUAAGUUUCCACACUUGUCUCAGCUGUAAGUGGAUUGAAGCAUCAGCCAAAUGAGUCAAUGCAAAUGAUCUUACUACUGACUGGACCAGAGGUAUCUGAAGGUGUUCGACCCAGGGUUUUGGAGAGAUAGAGAAACAGUCCUGUUUGGUCUUAAAAUUCAUUCUAUAAGGAAAAUUUAGAUAGAAGCUUCAAGCAAAUUCAUCCUUAGGCUAAGCUCUAGCCACAACAUAAGCUGUAUGGCUUUAUCUUUGCAUAGGCAGAUCAAUGAUGAAGUUAAUAUAUAUCAGGACAUUUGAAACAAAUUUUACUGUUUGGAUACUAUUUGAAAUUUCAUAAUAAUUAGAGAUUCAAAAAAAUCCACAUUCAAACACUGAAUGAACAAGUAGGUAAGUUUCCAAAAGCCAUUAUCAGAUUUGUGCUUUUUCUGUAGCUGAAUCUCAAAUGUCAUUUGUAUCUGUUUUUUUAAUCCGUUAUCCAAGAGUUGAUUUUCAUGAGUCUCUUAGAUAUAAAAUAAUAUCUUUAUGUCAGAGUAGUGUGAGGAAAUGCCUUGAAAAUGAAUAUUUAAUCUUGCAGGUUUGAUGUAACCAGCCAAAAUAAUGAAAUUAGAACCACGAAGAAUCACUUGAUGCUACGGUGACGUGAAUGACAACUGGUGGACUGCAGUAAAAACUAGUCUUAUUUUUUUAGAGCCUGUCGAUGACAGAAGUAUCACCUCACCUCAAAAUUCACUACAAAAGCGAAUGCUGAUUUUAUUCUGACUUUCUUUUGUCUUUGCUCAGCUUGCAAGCAGCAUGCUGCGCUACCUCUUUCUGAACUUUUGAUUGACGAUAUAAGCUUUGACUGAGCUCAGACAGGCAGAUUUGGCAUGCUGGAUUUUAUUUCAGCUUAUUUUCUAUUGCGGUAUGGCUCAAACAGAGUAGCUCAAAAAAAAAAAAAAGCACACACAAUCAUGCGUUGUGUUCACAUGCUGUUAUUAUUCUGUUCUGUUCGUCUGUCUUUUAGUUUCCUUUAUUUCUCUACCGCAUUUUGGCCCUGUUUUUGGCCCCAGUCUCUCUGUCUUUCUUUGGGUGGUUUAUGUAUUGUUUUCAUUUUUCUGUUCUCAUGUUUUAAUGGGCUUUCGUUAGCCUGCGGCUGGGCACUAGAGAGACAGAAAAAAAAGUGCAUAAGGAAAAGCAGAAGAAAGUCGUGGGGAUUUGAAUCCAUAAGCGCCACAUUUCCAUUAUUUUUAUUUCCCAGCCUAUGCAUGUAUACUUUCCAUUUUUAACUUUCCUGCUCACUUUUUCCCCUUCUUUUUCUGUCUCUAUCACCAUCAUCUUACAGGUCUGUAAUGUUUAGCCGCUAGUUUCUGUUAGUUUCCCCAUGCUUAUCUCUCCUUCCCACUCCCUCAUUUUAGCUAUUAGCUCAUGUAAACUUUGCUUUUUGUAAUGGUAUUUUCAGCAUAGUCCUCCUGUUUGUGAUUAAACUAUAAAAAAAACUCCCUCAAACCUUUCUCUUGUUCACCCUCACUCUCUCCCUUCCUUCCCCUGACAGUCUGAGAGUGGUUUGUUUUGUCCACGUGCGUUUGAGCAAACUUCUCCCUGCCAGUGUUUGUUGAGUUUUCAGGCAGACACAUCUUGAAGCCAUGAGGUCUCUCUUUGUGUUGUGGGUUGCCAUUUCACCCUGCACAUACAAACACACACCACCAAGGCCUGUUACAGCUCAAGCUGAGAGAACUCAAGACCAAAGGGCUGGAUGGCUGUGUUUAAUGCGCACAUUCUUUACCAUGAGAUAAUUCGAUGAAGGAGCCAACUCUCUCCCAUAUAUACUUUUACUGUUGCACUCAAUCAUGUCUUAAUCUUAAACCUUUCUUAGUCUUAAAACUUUUAGCACAUGAUCUCCUACCACAUAAUCAGUGUCUGAAUAAAGUCAGCAAUCAGGAUUGUCAGAAGAAAUGCUGCAUUCUGUACUUUUACUUUUGUGCAUAAGGAAAUCUCUUCUUCAUUACACAACUGAGCAUGGGUAUGUGUGCUGAGCUGGUGUUACUUGCUGGCUCCAUUCCCCCCUUUGCCUAGGCCCACAAAACUUCAUGUCUCUCUCUAAUUCACCUCGCACUGCCUGACCUGUCUCCUUGCCUUUGGUUUUUCUUCAUUUUCAUGGCGUCUUCUUUCCCAUUCUUUCUCCUCUCUUGCUCUAUACCUUGGUGUCAGCACAAUUUAUACACUUUUCAGCUCUUCGUCUCAUCUCUAUUCCCCUAUCCUCGAGUCUCUAUCUUGCUUUCUCUCUUUCUGUGUUUAUAUAAAGCUGUUUUUCUUAAAGUAUAGCCUGAAUGGCGGCUCCCAGGGGUGCAGUGUGAAACACUAGACUGAAGUGGAACAGCUGCCAAACAAUGCAGGCUCCAAUAGGUUCCAUAGUAGCUGUUAGCGUUUUUAGUGGAGUAUGCAUAUAAAAUUCCUGAAGUAAAUGACUAGCUCUGAGUUCAUAUAUAUAUUGUAAUGUGUUAUAUACACAUUGUAUUAUGUGCGGUCAGCUCAGCUGUUGGUACAUGUGAAGCUCUUGUUGCAGUGGAAAACAGUGUUCUUUUAUUUGUGAGUUUGGCUCCCUGUUUAGACUCAGUUUCUGGAGCCAUUGGCACUGAUCAAAUGACGUCAAAAUAAUUGGGUGGCCAGUUGAUUUUGAUUUGGAGUAGUGUUAAUAGCAAAUCUUUACAAUUGCUGGCAUAUUAUAUGUAACACUUCAUAAGUAAUAAUAUUUUAUUCUGUUUCAUUUUUCUUAUAGACCAGCCUAAAAAAAAGGCAUUUUCUUUUACCAACUACCAACUGACCACUUCCCACUGUUUCAUGCAUGAGUGUCACAUGGGAUAUCUGUACACGUACAAUGCGAACCAACAAUUCAUUGAUAAACUCAAGGAAAAAGAAGAGAAGCAAGGUCUUUUCUAUGACAUUAAACACCCUUGCAUUAGGAUUAGUUCUUUCUCACAAGCAGUCCAACCUUUGAGGUAACAGAAAUGAUUAUCCAGCCAAAAUUGCAAUACGGCGGGGAAACAGGCAAAUCAUCAAAGAUAGUUCUUACAUUAAACUGUUUGGCUAUGUUUGCUACAGUGAUGUGAACAAAGUGUUGAAUGCCAGUUCAGUGGACUGCAGUGUGGUUUAGAAAAAUAGUAGAGUAGCUGCCUUCUGAAACAAUUCAAAUCUCAUUUAACAAAGUUACAAAUAAAAAGUUCUCUUUAAAAGUCAAAGACCUUUUUUCUUUCUGUAGUCACAGCCUAUUCCCAGCAACUAGCUCGUUCUCCACUGUCACACGGCAGGUACCAGCCAUUUUGGGAGAAGGCUAACACUUUCCUCUUAGACAUAUGAAGCUCAUGCGAAUGAACAUGCAGAUGAACAUACUUGCGGCUGUAGAGUUGUUGUGACAGGGGAGUAAAGGAGAGCAAUGGCAUCGCUUCUUACCCAAAUAGCUGCACCAGUUAUGCUAUUACAGAUUCCAAGCCAUUUGAUUUGAUUGAGUUGAAUUAGCAUAUGCUAUAAUUUUUAUAUACAUUAUAUAACAUAUAUGCCAUAGGUAUAUAUAUAUAUGCUAUAACUAUAGCUAUAUAUGCUAUCAGCUUUUUUCUGUCAUUGUUGACUCUCAUUUUCAAACUGCUCGUAGUAUAGCACAACCAAAGAAGUCGUUUGGCUACUUGCUAAAUUAGACGUGAACCAUAACUAACCGUAAUGGCCCAAAUACACAGGAAAUUAAGAUUUUAAUCCAGAAUGUGUACUUAUUUGGGGCUCAAAUGUAGUCAUGUCAGAAAACCCAACCCCAGCCCGCCAAGCUUUGGUGCCAAAGUCUAAAACCUUCUCUUCUCUGCCCCUUCACUCACCUUAUUCUCUGUUUUCUUCUCUGUUUUUUUCUUCUCCUUCAGCCCAUUCCUAGAACUUCUCAUUCCUGAGAAAUGUAGGAGAGAAUGAUGUGUGAAGUUCGUGAUAAAGCUGAGUUUGAUACAUAACCCGCUCACAUAGUAUGUCAUUUACUAUGCUCUUAUCACUGAGGUGUGCUCCUGACAGAUGAGCUGCGCAACAUUAUGGACUUACCCACUCGGAUAGUUCCAGAGACGGAUUGAAUCAUGGCUUAACUCAGCACUGAGAGGUUAAUACAUGAUGGAGAUUAAAAGUCUAUUAUGUCAGUUAAUAAAUGGAUUGAUACAUGAUCUACAGCUCUGCUUAUUUGCUAUAAUGUGAAAUGAGCCAAGAUUGUUAAUAAGCCAGAAUCUUAAGCCAAUUCAAUGUGUGACUUUAGCAUAUGGAAUUACACACGCACACACACAGAGACACACACACACACAUAUUUCACUGGCCUUACCUGACCCUAAAGCAACAUGUGGAUAUGAUGAAUCCUGUUUGUGAAAGCGAAGGCCAAGUCUUUCCUUCUGCCACGUAGACUCACCAGCACUAACAUACCGCCUCCCUUAUUAUAGCAGUGUGAGAGACAGAGAGGGAAAAGUUCAGGAUGAACCUACAUAAAAAAAACUCCAUUAGUCUAUAGUCUAAGUUUCUUCUUUAUGCCAUAGUGUAAGAACUAUUCUUAUAUUCAAUGCAUAGCCCCACAGUGAAAAAAAAUUAAUUUUACCUAGACGUAACAAAGAACGUUUCUUGUAUUGUGUGUGUGCUAAAUGGCAAUAGACACAAUUCCAUUAAUUUACCUGAUUCAUCUUAUCAGCUCAAGACAUAAUACCAACACAUCAAUAAACACACCAAAAAGGAAAAAAAAAAAGAAACCCAAGCAAAGAAGCAGCAGAUCCCACAUACACACACACACACACACAUACACACAGAGGGACAGAAAUGGAGAGCUGAAAUCUUUUCUGUCUCUGUCUUUGUCCUGCUCUCUAUUUGUUUUUUUUCCCCUUUGUUGAUUCUUUAUUUUUCUGUGAUAACCAUUGUAUUAUGCUGACCCACAAUUGCACUAUUGUAUUCUGCGCUGAUUUUUCCUGUCUUCAGUGCCCAUCUUUUUCUCCCUAUCUCUGCCUCUUUCUUUCUCAUUCUUUACAGUGACACUUUAACUGUACUCAUGCAGCACUCUUCUCUUCCCCACUGCUCUUGAACCAUUCAUUAAGUAAAAUGAGCAUUCUCUGUGGCGCUCAUGAUUGUUUUAACGGGCGCCAUUUAUGUGUCUAUAUGUGGUUUUACUCACUUGUAAAACACGUCUCCCCAGUUCGAAGCGAUUAUCCACAUAUUUAUUUGCCCAGUUUACAGGCUGAAAUAAAGCCUUGCCAAGUGGCCAUCUUAAAGCUCAUUUGUGACUGGCUGUGUUAAGGGCAGAACCAAAGAGAAAAAGUUCCUAUUGAGAUAUCAGGAGGUCUUCCUGAAGGUCCUCUGAGACUGUAUCUGCAGUCCAUGACUAUAAUGUGACUGAGUGCUGCAUUUUGUUUCAUGUUGAAUGUGCAGCCUGGCUCCUUUGCAUUACAUCAUAAUCAUCUUAGGUAUUGGACUUGCAGUUGUGUAGAGUUGUGAGACUUUGUACCUGUAAAACAUAGGCCACUUACCUUCUUGGAAUUGUUUUAUGAGGGAGAUGUGGGUUGUUUGUGUUUUACACUUGAGAGAAUACUCUAGAGCUCUGUACUGCCUGCAAGGCACAUUUCAAUUGCGAUGACAAGCCUAUUUAAAAAAUGUAUCUUUGGUCUAACUAAAAUAAUUCUCA
Pangasianodon hypophthalmus (striped catfish) is the source of this 22449-nucleotide messenger RNA. It is a transcript of the gene nfixb, whose product is annotated as nuclear factor I/Xb. The record is from RefSeq and is a predicted model, not a curated record. NCBI's taxonomy places the organism in Eukaryota, Metazoa, Chordata, Actinopteri, Siluriformes, Pangasiidae. Gene Ontology annotation, cellular component: nucleus. The transcript is spliced from 4 exons. Gene Ontology annotation, molecular function: RNA polymerase II cis-regulatory region sequence-specific DNA binding; DNA-binding transcription factor activity, RNA polymerase II-specific. Bases 16 to 825 code for a protein of 269 amino acids. Gene Ontology annotation, biological process: regulation of transcription by RNA polymerase II.